This is a messenger RNA of Catharus ustulatus (Swainson's thrush), 1763 nucleotides long. RefSeq names its product transmembrane protein 161A (gene TMEM161A). The record is from RefSeq and is a predicted model, not a curated record. Lineage: Eukaryota; Metazoa; Chordata; Aves; Passeriformes; Turdidae.
UGUCCCCAACAGGCCGUGGAUGGGCGUGCAGGUCGUGGUCACCCUGCUGGCCGCCAGCCUGAUGCACAAGCUGGCCCCUCACUGCUCCUUCGCCCGCUGGCUGCUCUGCAACGGCAGCCUGUACAGGUACAAGCACCCCACGGACGAGGAGCUGUGCGCCCUGGCCGGCAAGCAGCGCCCCAAGAACAAGAGGGACAGGAGGAUGAACGGGGUGAGCGAGGACAAACCCCUGUGGGUGCCCCGCGACAUCGAGCUGCGCUUGGACACCGCCCCCAUCACCGCGCUGGACACGCUGGUGCUCAGGUAUUUCCUGGAGUACCAGUGGUUCGUGGAUUUUGCCGUCUACGCCAGCGCCGUGUACGUUUUCAGCGAGGGUUAUUUCUGCCUGGUCAGCCCCGCCAGGGAAACGAACCUGGGAGUGCUCUGGUGCCUGCUCAGCGUCGUGUUCUGCGUCAAGGUGUUCUCCACGGUGAUGCGGCACUAUUUCCGCUCGCAGGAGGGCGGGGAGCGCUCCGUGUGCCUCAGCUUCGCCUUCUUCUUCCUCCUGCUGGCCAUGGGCGCCCUGGUGCUGCGGGAGGAGCUCCUGGAGUUCGGCCUGGAGCCCGGGCUGGCCGCAGUGACCGCUAACCUGGAGCCCAUCCUGAAGCCGCGGGGCUGGGAGUGGACGCUGCCGCUGGCCAGGCUGGCCUUCAAGCUGGGGCUGGUGGCCCUGAGCUCCUUCCUGGGAGCGUGCCUGACCUUCCCGGGGCUGCGGCUGGCACAGACACACCUGGACGCGCUCAGGAUGGCACAGGACAGACCCCUGACACAGCUCCUGCUGCACGUGGGGUUCGUGGCCCCCCUGCUGGUGGUGCUGCUCUGGGUCCGGCCCCUGGCCCGCGAUUUCCUGCUGCAGGCCCCGCUGGGCAAGCACAGGGUGCAGCUCCUGUCGGACUCCUCGUUUGACACGUUCCGGCUGUGGGCGGUGGUGGCGCUGUCGCUGCUGCGGCUCCUGGGCACGCGGCCGCACCUGCAGGCGUACCUGGCGCUGGCCGAGCGCUGGGUGCAGCGGAUGCGCCGCGGGGCCGGGAGGGUCCCAGCGCUGGAGAUCCAGCAGCAGAUCACCAGGAUUUACUGCUACGUGUCUGUGGUGAGCCUGCAGUACCUGGGGCCCGUGAUCCUCACCCUGCACAGCGCCCUGCUGCUCAAAACGCUGGGUCACCACUCGUGGGGGCUGUACCCCGAGCCCCCCCCCGUGUCCCCAGCAGCCGCGGUGUCCCCGGUGUCCCCCGCGGGUGGCCCCGGUGGGGACGCGCAGGCGGCGGCGCAGGAGAUCUCGGCGCUGCUGGGCUGCAUCUUCACCCCCCUCCUGUUCCGAGGCUUCUUCUCCUUCCUCACCUGGUGGGUGGCCACCUGCCAGCUGGUCACCAGCCUCUUCGGCCUCUACUUCCACCAGUACCUGGCGGCCUCCUGACUGGGAGGGACUGGGAGGGACUGGGAGGGACUGGGAGGGACUGGGCUCUGCUGCUGGUCCCGCUUUGAGGACACUCGUGGGGAUAUCGGUGCCACCAGGGUGGGUUUGUGCCUGCUCCUCGUGGGGACACUGGGCCAGCAGUGUUGGGGACACUGUGGGGACGUCCUGGAGUGGCACCUGCACAGAUUUUGGGGUGUUCCCCCAAGGGGGGAUUUUGUAGGGUCUUGGUGUCGAGCUCUGUGUGACCCCUCAGGGGUGGCUGCUGCACAAAUAAACGAGUGACACCAGCGUGGUUGUCACACAAAAGCUG